Molecule: messenger RNA, 576 nt
Organism: Tetrahymena thermophila SB210
Lineage: Eukaryota; Ciliophora; Oligohymenophorea; Hymenostomatida; Tetrahymenidae
Product: ubiquitin family protein
Exons: 1
Biological process (GO): protein modification process; mRNA splicing, via spliceosome
Cellular component (GO): cytoplasm; nucleus
Molecular function (GO): protein tag activity; protein binding
Source: RefSeq, a predicted model, not a curated record
AUGGGUAGAAGCCGUUCUAGAUCUCGUAGCAGAGAUAAAAAAAAGCAUAAAGACCAUAAAGAUAGAAAGGAAAGAAAGAGAAGCCAUUCUAGAGAUAAAAAAUCGCAUAAAUAUGAUAGAAAUGAUAAAAAUGAUAAGCUUAGAGAAAAGCCCUCUCAAAAUAAUGAUGAUUAAUAAUCAUUAGCAUAAAACACAUAAUCAAAAGUAGAAAAAGUGUGGGAAAAAAUAAAAGAAGAAAAGUAAGCAGAAGAAGAAGCUCUUUUAAAAGUAUAGUAAAAAUAUGGAUUUGUUCCCAAAAAAAUUGAAAGAAAAGGACCAGAAAAAUUAGAAGGUGUUUCAUCAUAUAAUCCUGUUAUGAUUGAAGUAAUAAUUAAUGAUCGUUUGGGUAAAAAAGAAAGAAUCAAAUGUUUACCUUCAGAUACCAUAGGAAUUUUGAAAAAACUAAUACAAGCAAAAACUGGUACAAGAGCAGAAAAAAUUAAAUUGUAAAAAUGGCAUUAAGUAUUCAAAGAUCAUAUUACUCUUGAAGAUUAUGAAAUUCAUGAUGGUAUGUCUUUGGAAAUGUAUUAUAAUUGA